AUGGUUAAAGGCGUUGGAGUAGAAUCAAUGCAAUCUAAAGUGAGACAAUUUUUCGUUAUUGGAAGAGGCCUCGCUAGCGAGAAGACCCCCAAUCCAACUCUCUACAGAAUGAGAGUAUUCGCAAAGAAUAGCGUUCUCGCCAAGUCUAAAUUCUGGUACCACAUGAAGAGACAACACAAAGUCAGAAAGAUCCAAGGAGAAAUCGUUUCAGUCUCAGAGGUAACCAACACAUCUAAAGUAACUGUUUAAUAGGUCUUUGAAAAGCACCCAAGCGUCGUCAAGAACUACGGCAUUGUUCUAAGAUAUUUGUCAAGAACUGACCCAAUCAACAUGUACAAGGAGUACAGAGACACUACCCUUGCUGGCGCUGUUUCCCAGAUGUACAUGGAAUUGAGUGGAAGACACAGAGCACCCCAUGAAUCCAUCUAAAUCAUCAAGACUAGCAUUGUUCAACCAAAAGAUUGCCAAAGAGAUCACAGCAGAGCUUUCUCCAAGGUUUCAGUCAAGUUCCCCAAGGUCAAGCCCAUUAAGAGAGCACCAUCCAAGAGCCUUAAGACCACUUUCAAGGCUACAAGACCAAUCGUUUCUCAGAACAUGAGUUCCACAAGCCUCAAUGUCACAAAUUAAUCCUCUGUCGUGAUCUGCUCCAGAGCUGAUGAAAUAAAAUUCCUCAGAGAGCAAGAGGAAAGGAACAGAAUAGAGAGGAUAAAGCAAGUCAGGAAUCAAGAAAAGGUAGCAGGCCGCCUAAAAAUGCAAUAAACCCAGGAAAAACAGAAAUAGGAAAAGCAGUAACAAGAAGAGUUUCAGAAGUAUUAAGAAUACCUUCAAAAGAAAUAAGAGAUCGAGGAGCUUAAAAAACUAAGGGAACUGGAGAUAGAAAGGACUGGCAAAGCUAUGAGAGAUGCUGAAGAGGCAGAAGAACGAAGACUCAGAGAUGAAUUAGAUAAGAAAGAAAAAGCAAUCAGAGAUGAGAGAAAUAAGAAAGUUCGAGGAAAGUUAGCUCUUGAGAAGGAGAAGUAACUUCAACAAGAAAAGAUAGAACUAGAGGAAUAAAUUAAAUUAAUCGAGAGAAAAAAGUUAGUUCAUUAGCAAGAGAGUAUGUUAGCUCAUGAUUUAGCUUCUAAAUUCAGAGAGCAAAAGAGCAUGAGAAGUAAGAUGAUUGGAGAUAAUCAAAGUCUGUCUCAAAUUGAGAAAGUCAGCAAGUACAGCAAAAAAGUUGAAAAUAGUAUCAUUUCAAAAUCUCAGCUUGACUACACCAACACUAGAUUCCACAAUGCACUUAUUCUUAGACAUGAUCAUGAUAAUGUUAUUCAGGAAGAACUUGAAAAGUGUGCUUAUGAAAAGGCUAAGACUGAAGCAACAAAGAAAAAUAUCGAGAAAGCAAAAAAGGAAAGCAUAGUCAGAUAAAAUGAAUUGAAAGCUAAGGAAAGAGGCAAGCAAGCUCUAGAAAUAGAAUAAAGCAAGAAGGAUAAAGAGGAGUUUGAAAAAGAAAUGAAAAAGAUUUAAGUCAAGGAGGGCUAUGAGAAGAUUUAAAAUGGCCUUAAAGAUAAAACUAACCUUAAUUUAGCGGUGAAUGAGAAGAAGUAAAAACAAAAAUAGGAAAAGCUUUAAAAUUUGUUUGAAUAAGAAUUUCUGAACAUAGAUGAAGAAGGGGAAGAAAACGAUGAUGAAAAUCAAAACAUUUUAAAUGCUCCACCCAAACCCUAUAAACUUAAUAUCAGACUAUAAGAAGAUUCAAAGAAUCAGCAUUAAUCAAGCUAAUCUUAGUCAAACUCAUAGACUAAGCAGUCUUAGAAAGACCUGAAUUAGAAUCCGAACUAGCCACAGCAAAUCAACCUUAACUUCCCGUAGGCUACGUAUUAAAGUGAAUAAAAUAUUCAAUCACAGCCAAUAAUCGAUGGUUCAAAGUAUUAAUUCUAUCAUGAAGAUCCUUAUAGUUCUCAAAAGAAGAUGAUUAAUGAUGAUGAUUCUGAAGAUUUAGGUUCAAAUUAUGUCCUCAAUUCAAGACUCUAAGAAGAUUCAGCCAAGAAACAUUAACUUUAGUAAUAAAUGAUGACAUAACAACAAGAUUAACAGCAAAAUCCUUAGAUAUUUUCAAAUCAGUAGCUCUAAGAAUAAGCAUCCUUUUAUAAAUAACAGCUUAUGCAGUAUUAGCAAUAGCUAACUAUGGCACAAAAUAAUUACUAAUCAAAAACCAAUCCAUUCUUUGUUCCUCCACCAAAUGAAAAUGGGCCAAAUCCUGCACCAACUUAAUCUGCUCAACCUUAAUUCUAUAACCCUUACCUAGAAGAGAUUAAGAAAAAAGAAUAAAAGGAUGAAAGCCAAAGAAUUUAAAUAAAACUUAAUCAUCCUAAAUAAUAGAAACAGGCAAAUAAUCCUUAGGCUAUGGUUGAUGAGUUCUUAUAAGAGAAUAAGUAAUACUUGAAAAAGAAAAAUCAUGAUGACUCAGAGCUUCCCUCCGAUUAUGAUGAUGAGGAAGCUAGUGAUGCUGAGUUUUCCUAACCAAAGUCAAGUGGUCAUGAGCACGAGCAUACAUCAAGCGAGCUUAAAUCCUCUUCCAGGAACAAUGAGAAUGAUUAUCCGAUGAAUGAGAUCAAUAAGAUCAUUAAUGAGGCCAAAUAACAAAAUCAGUAUUAGAAAUACAUAGAGGAAAAUAAGCAUUACAUGCAAUAACCUCUAAGUGCAUCAUUAAAACUAAGUUCAGCAAUUUAAAAAAAUGAAGACUAAGAAAGUCAAAAUGAGGAUGAGAGUUAUAUUAGUGAUAAGUAUCUUAACUCAAAUUAUGAUCAUUCAAAGACCAUUAAUGAUCAGCAAUCACUCACAACUUCGUACUUAGCUGAUGAAUUUCUUCAAGAUUCAAAUAACAAAAGCAAGAGCAGUUAAAUGAUGAACUCAGGUUUCUCUUCAAGCAAUAAAACUGGAAAAACUUCUUAUCUUAAAAAUUCGGGCAAGUCUAAAAAUACUUAGAAUCUUGGUUAUUCUGAAUCCGAUGCCAAGUACGGCCACUCUUCUUAACAACCAACAUAAUCUCGCGGAUACGAUUAUACUUAAUCUUUAAAAUAACCAGAAAAUUAAGCUGUCUAAAGUUUUGGGAAAGUAGACUAAGGCUAAACCCCUUAAAGUGAAUUAAGUUACUCUUAUUCAGAGAUGAUUGGAGAUUAUGAGGGAAGCAAUUACCUAAGUUCAAAAAUGAAGAUGAGCAAUGGAGGAUAAACAGGUAGCUAUCUUAAGUCUAAUGGUUAAACUAUGGGUAAGAGUAUGCACAACAACAGAAAUAACUAUACUAUUCAUGAGGAGGAAGAAGAGAAGAACUCAAGCAGUCAAGAUUUAUCUUAUAAUCAGCAAUAGUAUAACUACAACCCAGUAAAUACUAAUUCUCUAAACAAGAAUACUGCACCUCAGUUCACUAGUAACACCCCUUAAUUUAAUUCUUCGAAUCAAAUAAACCUUAAUUCUCAGAGGUAAGGAGGUGUUAAACUAGAAAUUAAUAACGAUGAUUAAGUAAGCUUGAAUGUUGGUGCUGGUAGUUUAGCUGAAGCAUUCAGACUAAAGAAGCAGAAGUUAUUAGAAGCAAGGCUAGAGAGCAGAGAAUCUUAACAGGAAAGUGAGGAUAGCAAGAGAUAGCCCCCUAAAAAGGAAAAGUCAAAGGAGGAACUUGCAGAAAUAAGAAGGCAGAUGAUGAAGUAAAAGCCUAAGACAUCAAAUCAACAGCAGCAGUAGUAAUAGAAACAAGAAGAGCUAAAUAAAAAUGACAAAAAUAUUCCAACUCACUUGAUGAGCAGGUUGGCUAAAGGAGAGAAAGCUGAGAUCAGCAAGAAAGAUAUGCUUAAACUGACUACUAAGAACUAUGAACUGCUGCCAGAGGUGAAGAAAAAGAAGGAAGAGGAAAAGAAAAAAGAAGAGCUAAAGGAAAGAAUGAGGCAAGUCAAAGAGCUAGAAAAGCAAAGAAGAGAACUUAUGAUAAGAUAAAAGAGAUGA
Molecule: messenger RNA, 3978 nt
Organism: Stylonychia lemnae
Lineage: Eukaryota; Ciliophora; Spirotrichea; Sporadotrichida; Oxytrichidae
Source: the annotation of a GenBank genome assembly